Molecule: messenger RNA, 6419 nt
Organism: Sus scrofa (pig)
Lineage: Eukaryota; Metazoa; Chordata; Mammalia; Artiodactyla; Suidae
Gene: CYP1B1
Product: cytochrome P450 family 1 subfamily B member 1
Biological process (GO): progesterone metabolic process; hormone biosynthetic process
Molecular function (GO): iron ion binding; steroid 17-alpha-monooxygenase activity; heme binding
Source: RefSeq, a predicted model, not a curated record
GGGCGGAGGCCCCGGCGGGCGCGGCUGUGCGUGCGCCGCUGAGGGUGGUGGCGGCCCGCACCCCGCCCUCAGCUGCCGCCCCCGCCGCCGCCUCGGCGUGUCAGGUGCUGUGAGAAGCGCCGAGGGAUAUGACUGGAGCCGACUUUCCAGAAGCGGCGCACGCAAGGCACAGCUCCGCACGCAAGGGGGAGGCGACAGCAGAAGAAACUUUUCAACCCAAUAAAGUUCGCAGGCGCGCCGAGAUUGGCCUCCUCCUCCCCCACCUCCCUCCAGGAAUCUUCAGAGAGCCCCCCGCCCCCCGAGUUCUUCCCAGCUUGGCUGCAGGCCGGGCGCCAAAGACCUCAGACACAGCCUGCGAGACUCCGCGCUCUCCAGUGGGCGGCGCCACCUGGAAGAGUCUCUACGCGGGAAACCUCGGGGCCAGCUGCGGCGCGCCAGCGCUGGCCUUUGUGUGCCAAGGAUGGUCGGGGCCUGAGGGUUGGGGAGCGGCGGCUUUUAGAGAUUCUCGAUCACGCCGCGCAAGGUGAAAGAAGAACUUUGUGCGCUAAAGGGCCUGAUAUGACGAGCCGAUGAGCUUGAAAAGAGAACGUUAAGAUGAAAAUAAAACAACCCGGGAAGCAGUAAGGCAAACCGCCAUUACGACAGAGCUUUCCUCUUUUCCAAACUGACAGGUUUCCUUCCCCGGUUCGGGCGCCCAAGGAUCCCGAGGGAUUUUCUCUCGGGGAAGGAAGCUCAAGUCACUGAGAGGGAAGUGAGAUAGGGCGCCUGGUCCGUGGAGCGCGCUCCCGCCGAGAGCUCAGUGGGCUGCUCUGGUUCUGUCUCGAGCGCGCGUCCCGGGAAACCGUGCAAGCUUAGAUGCGGGAUGACUGCGAGGAAGAGUGGUUUUCGGGCAAAGGAAAGGCUCCCACCGUGGCUUCCAGGAAAGCCGACAGCUACUGCGCCAAAAGUAGCUCGCGGCACGCCGGGGCAACCUCGCGUGACCACCCGCGCGCGGCGACUCCAGUUGCUGCGGGAGAGGUUUGGGCAGUCCCGGCGCGUCUCGCCCCCGCCCCCCCCGCAAGCCCCGCCCCCGGCAGGUCCAGCGGCCUCCGCCCUUCCCCCCUCCCCCCUACGCAGACUUUAAAAAAGAGAGAAGCGGGAUGGCGCAUUUUGACUCUGGAGUGAUUGUGUGCAAACGAACCACGCCUCUGCGACGCCAGCUGUCAGAGCCUUGCAGGGGGCGUUAGGGCUGGGAAUUGACUCCAUUCAUCGACCCUCAGUCGCAAUCCCACGCAGUGAGAAAAUCUUGACUUUGCUGAAGCCCCAGGUGCAGCGGGGCUCGGCAAAGGAGGCACCUUUCUUCGUCCCCAUCCCAAUCCAAGUGUCCCUGGCUCUAUCGACGCCUAGAGACUCCAGAGUGGGCGCUAAAGUUCCCAGACUGGCAACAGGUGUCCAGGGCAGGCAUCUGACUUCCUGGAGACACUCAGGUUGCCGUUUUGAACCCCACAAAGGCCCCAGCCCGUUCUCGGAGCCGGCCGGCCGGCGCUGCUGGAAACCGCGCCUCCUCGCAGCAUGGCCACCAGCCUCAGCCUGUACGAUCACCUGCUGCCCAUCCCGCUGUCGGUCCAGCAGACCACGCUCCUGCUGCUCCUCUCAGUCCUGGCGGCGGUGCACGUGGGCCAGUGGCUGUUGAGGCAGCGGCGGCGGCAGCCAGGGUCCGCGCCACCGGGUCCCUUCGCUUGGCCGCUGAUUGGAAACGCGGCGUCUAUGGGCCCUGCGCCGCACCUCUCUUUCGCUCGCCUGGCUCGGCGCUACGGCGAUGUCUUCCAGAUCCGCCUGGGCAGCUGCCCGGUGGUGGUGCUGAACGGCGAGCGCGCCAUCCGCCAGGCCCUGGUGCAGCAGAGCGUCGCCUUCGCCGACCGGCCGCCCUUCGCCUCCUUCCGUGUGGUGUCCGGUGGCCGCAGUCUGGCGUUCGGCCAGUAUUCGGAGAGCUGGAAAGCGCAGCGGCGCGCGGCGCACAGCACGAUGCGAGCCUUCACCACGCGCCAGCCUCGCGGCUGCCGGGUCCUCGAAAGACACGUGGUGGGCGAGGCACGGGAGUUGGUAUCGCUGCUCGUGCGCGGCAGCGCGGGCGGCGCCUUCCUGGACCCGCGGCCGCUGACCGUGGUGGCGGUGGCCAAUGUCAUGAGCGCCGUGUGUUUCGGCUGUCGCUACAGCCACGACGACGCCGAGUUCCGCGAGCUGCUCAGCCACAACGAGGAGUUCGGGCGCACUGUGGGCGCGGGCAGCCUAGUGGACGUGCUGCCCUGGCUGCAGCGCUUCCCCAACCCCGUGCGCACCACCUUCCGCGAAUUCGAGCAGCUCAAUCGCAACUUCAGCAACUUUGUCCUAGAUAAGUUCCUGAGGCACCGCGAGAGCCUUCGGCCCGGAGCCGCCCCCCGCGAUAUGAUGGAUGCCUUCAUCCUUUCCGCGGGAAAGGAGGCCGCCGCGGGCUCGGGCGACGCCGGCGCGCGGCCGGACGUGGAGUACGUGCCGGCCACCGUCACAGACAUUUUCGGUGCCAGUCAGGAUACUCUCUCCACCGCGCUGCAGUGGCUGCUCAUCCUCUUCAUCAGGUAUCCGGAAGUGCAGGCUCGGGUACAGGCAGAGCUGGAUCAAGUGGUUGGUCGGGACCGGCUGCCCUGCCUGGAGGACCAACCCCACCUGCCCUACGUCAUGGCCUUUCUUUAUGAAGCCAUGCGCUUCUCUAGCUUUGUACCCGUCACCAUUCCCCAUGCCACUUUGGCCAAUGCCUCGGUCUUAGGCUACCACAUCCCCAAGGACACAGUGGUUUUUGUUAACCAGUGGUCUGUGAAUCAUGACCCGGUGAAGUGGUCUAACCCAGAAGACUUUGAUCCAGCCCGAUUCCUGGACAAGGACGGCCUCAUCAACAAGGACCUGGCCAGCAGCGUGAUGAUUUUCUCAGUGGGCAAACGGCGGUGCAUCGGGGAAGAGCUUUCCAAAAUACAGCUGUUUCUCUUCAUCUCCAUCCUGGCUCAUGAGUGCAAUUUCAGGGCCAAUCCAGAUGAGCUCUUGAAAAUGGAUUUUAAUUACGGCCUGACCAUUAAACCCAAGUCAUUUAAAGUCAAUGUCACACUCAGAGAGUCCCUGGAGCUCCUUGAUAGAGCUGUCCAAAAGUUACAAGCAGAGGAAAAUGACCAGUGAGAAGCCAAAGGCAAGCAGAAGUUUUAUAAGUAUGCAAGUCUUGUGAGAUGGGGAGUAAAAUUAAGGUGUUUUUCCCCCCAGCUCCUCUGUUCCGCUUUCCCAAUUGGCCUUUAAAAUGAGCAUAAACCCACUGACCUGCCAAUGAUGUGCUUUGCACACAUGUCGUCAAAACGUACCUCAUGAGCACUGGGCUAUGCAGGGGCUCUGGGAGAUUUUUGAGUCAAAGAGUUAAAGGGCCCAAAGAAUUUUUAUACAUAGAUUUAAUGCCGGUAAUAUUAAUAUCUUGAAGGAGCAUUCAUUAGAAUUCAAACACACAUGCACACAUAUACAGAACCACCUACUGAAAAGGCUUUUCAGUAACCAUGCCUUGCAACGGGUGAUUCAAUACUGAUGUUCUGUGUGCUGAAGUCUGCUCCACAGAAAAUUGUAUUAAGAAACAUUUCAGAAAAUAUUGUUGAAUAUGCAAAUGCAAAUAAUCUCAGUGUUAGACACAGGAUUUGGGAUGGUAAAUAAAGAGGCAUGAAGACCAGAAAUUCCCUUCUUACCUUCUCAAUAAAAUAGCUUAGAUGGACUCCAGCAUCUGUGGAUAGAUUUAUCUUUUUGCCCAUUGAUGUGCUUUCUUUUUUGGAAAAGUCAUAAAGUCAUUUGCUCAGAAAAAAAUUAAAAGUAGUUGAUUUAGUGGGUUUCAGUGAUUUCAUGAAUUUUAAAGUGUAAAUUGUUACACUGUAGAAAGUUUCAAGCUGAAGUCAGAUCUCUCUUGGUUGCCAAAGUAUAAAAUUUCAAUUAUGAGAAAAAGAAUUUACCACUCAGCUACGCUUUAAAUUGUGUGAUUGUAAUGUACUGAUUUCAGUAAAUCUCAUAGGUUAAAAGUCACCAAAUAGUUUGCAAUAUGUAUACAUAUAUUACAUAAUUAUUCAUAAGCAGUAUAUAUCCAUUAUUUUAUUAUUAAAUAGUUAUUAUUAAUUUUUUGGUCAAGAAAAGGUUGAACAAUGUCUUUCAUAAUGUCAUGGCAAAUAGAAAAGUAUGACCAAUUUAACCAAUUUUGGUUCAAAUACUGGUUAUGAGCUUGGUUAAAUCAACUGCCUAUUUGUGAGAUCAUGGAACUAGGCUGAAGCAAGCUUUCUUCUGUCAUCUAAAACUUGAAUGAGAAUUGAAAAAUCUCAAAAUUGGAUCUGUAAAGUGUGAUCCUUAAUCACUUCACAACGUGUUUAUUAAAAUUAUAUUCACAAGAUAGGAUCUCUUUUUGAAAUUAAUCUAGUUAAUACGUUAAAAUUCCAAACUCUUGGAAUGCUUACAUUUUAAUUUAAUUUUAAAGCCGUUAUUGAGUUCCCAUUGACGUUACUGGAAAUCUGAUCAUUAGCCUAUAGAAGGCAGAGAUUUUUUUAACCUAUCUCUGCCUAAUGAAUAGUGGAAAAUGCAGUGAAUUAUCUGGAUGUUCUCUUUAUUAAAUAACGGGGGAAAUUCCUGUUAAAAUGGACCUGGUUUCUCUUUUAAAUGAUUUUUUUAAAUAGCAUUGGUGUUUGUGUUCUGGAAAGUCAGAAUCUGUCUUGGGAGGUUGUCCCGAAGAUUGCAUUGUGUUUCGGUGGAGCCAGUCAGAUCGGUUGUGCUAUUUAUGGCCAGCCCAGUGAGCAAGUCAUUUUAGUAACUGUGAAAACAUAAAGCUUGAACAAAAUGUGUACAUUCAGUUUAUGUAAAUGACCUGAAUGCCUUUUUUAAAAAGUGAUGGAAAAUUGCAAAUAUACAAAGUAAAGUUUGAAGUUUUGACUUACUUUGCAUGGAAAUGUCCAAAGGAAGUCAUGCAGUAUACUAAAAGCUUACUGCUUGGUUACAUUUCGUCAAGCUUUUGGGGAUCUUUAUAUCAAAAUUAUAAAGGAAGGAGUGUAUGAUGGUUGUGUUUGUGUGUGUGGGGGGUGGUAAGGUAAAAGAGUGAAAAAAUGAAAUGGAGGAAAGAGGGUUAAACAUUUCCCCACUCAUUCAAAAUUAAUUAAUUUGAAGUAUGAAUGUUUAGAAAAAAGGUGUUUUGCAUGCCCGUGUUAAAUCCCAAGUAGAUUUAAAAAAAUCUACCACAUAGAUGCUCUAUUUUAUAAUUUGGAGUUUUUAAUUAAUAUAAUUGUAAUUUUAAUUAAUAAACCCUCACAGCAGUACCUCUUGAAUAGGAAAAAACAAUGCCAGUAUUUUUAAAGGCACUGAAGUUAACAUUAGAAAUCAGGCUUACAAUAUGUUUCAGUUUGGGGGGCACUGGCUAUUCCAAAGCAUUCCCUGCCCCCUCUCCCCUGAGCAGGACUGAGGCAGUAAUUUGGGGCUGCGCUAGUCUCCUUACUCUGAGAGAUGUGUGGCAGCAAACGCAAUCACGUACCAAUCUAGAUGCCUCAUUAGGUCAACUGGGUCCAGAUGUGCUACAGUCUGUUUUUAUGCACGUAGGUGGGCUCAGUUCAUCUGGCGCUUUCCGCAGUGGGCAAGAUGGGCUGACAGAAGAAAGCACGGAGAGCACCGGGAAGUUUCCUGGUUUAUCUAAUAUAUUUGUAACCCUGUAGAAGGAAGGAAAGUCAAACCAAAAACAAACAAAAAUAAUUGAACUGGGGGCCUACCAAGCAGGUUACUGGCUUACUCAGAAAACCCCAUUUUAUUUCUGCCAGAGAAGGAAAGUAUAUGCUGGUCACCACCUUUGUCGGAGCAUCUACUCCAGGUUUUUGCAGUAGUUAAAGUACAUUGUUUAUUGAAUGCUUCGUUUAUAUAGUAAAGCUUUGACUUUGUGAGAAAAUUGCUUUUUUCCAAAACAAGAGGAAGAUGUCUCAGGAUUGCUUUGUGGAUGAUCGAAAAGCUUUCAUGUCUCAGAACUUAGCCUUUACCUGUGAAAUACUACUACGCCUUAAUAUUUUCAUGUGAGAUCUAUAUUAGAUCAAAUAGUUGCACAGCACUAUGUAGUAAUUUGUAUGAUUUUUGGCUAUGACACGACUAUGUAAUACAAAGGUAUACUUCAGUAGAUGUUUAUUAUUCAAGGAUAGCUUCUUAUUUAACCUUUUCUUAUUUUUGUAUUUGAUCCUGUGUGCUCUUCAUUUGUUUGUACCCUACAUCGCAAUUAGGGUACAUGAUUGUAACCGAAAUAGAUUUGGGGGACACAGUGUUAAUACACAGCUUUUACUGUUUGAUAUAUCAAAUUUUAAAAAUUCUGUAUCCUUAAUUACCUAUAAUAGGACACCGUUUCCAAAAUAAUAAAAGUCACUUUUAUAAUCUUA